Molecule: messenger RNA, 2705 nt
Organism: Theobroma umbraticum
Lineage: Eukaryota; Viridiplantae; Streptophyta; Magnoliopsida; Malvales; Malvaceae
Product: Protein kinase superfamily protein
Biological process (GO): positive regulation of transcription elongation by RNA polymerase II; protein phosphorylation
Cellular component (GO): cyclin-dependent protein kinase holoenzyme complex; nucleus
Molecular function (GO): RNA polymerase II CTD heptapeptide repeat kinase activity; ATP binding
Source: RefSeq, a predicted model, not a curated record
AAUUAAAAAUACAAAAAAGAGAAAAGUCCAAAACACCAAAGAACAGAACAGAGAGACCAAAAACCUUUUACCAAUACAAACACUUGAAGAAAUCUGUGUGUCUUUCUUCUCUCUCUCUGUCUUUCUAUUUCUCUCUGUCAGAUUCAACCAAAGUAUCAAUUUCUGCUCUCUCUCUCUCUCUUACAGAACACAAAACAGAACUACACUUCCAAACUCAUUAAAAACAAUGUCUUUUAUUUAACUUCCCCACUUUCUCUCUCUAAAAACUCUCUCUUUAUCUCUCUUUGUUUCUUUCUUCCUGCUUUCAGAUCAUUUUUUGAUUUGACUUCCCCAAAUUUCUUCUUAAGACGUCUCAAAUUUCAAUCUUUAACUUAGCUCCAAGAUCAUUUUUUUUUUUGGGAUUUCAUUCUUGCUGAAUCUUGGAAGCUCCCAAAUCAUAGCAGUCAAAAGGAUUUAUCAGCUUGACCAUGCUUGUUAAAGUUGCUUGAUUUGUGGGUAGUUACUCAUUUAUUGAUUAGUUGUUGAUUCAGAGCAAGACCCAUAUUAGAAUAUGUUGGGAAAUGAGGUUUAGAUUUAAGAAAUGGGGUGUGUUUUGGGAAGAGAAGUAUCUUCAGGGAUUGUUUCAGAGUCUAGGGAGAGUAAGAAUGCUAGCUUUGAAUCCAAUAAGAAAGUAGAAAAUGUUACAGUUUCAAAAACUGAUGCUAGUGUUGUAGAGGUUGAAAAUGAGGGUACCCAAAAGGAAGAAAAAGCCGAUGGGGAAAGAAAACAAAGAGGGGAAAGGAGAAAAUCAAAGACAAACCCCAGGUUGAGUAACCUACCUAAGCAUUUUCGUGGAGAGCAGGUGGCAGCUGGAUGGCCUUCAUGGCUAUCAGAUGCCUGUGGGGAGGCGCUUAAUGGGUGGAUUCCACGGAGGGCUGACACAUUCGAGAAGAUUGAUAAGAUUGGCUCUGGAACAUAUAGCAAUGUGUACAAAGCUAAAGAUAUGGUAACAGGUAAAAUUGUUGCCCUAAAGAAGGUUCGGUUCGAUAAUCUGGAACCUGAAAGUGUGAAAUUCAUGGCUAGAGAGAUUCUCAUACUGCGGAGGUUGGACCAUCCCAAUGUUGUAAAAUUGGAAGGUUUAGUUACUUCAAGGAUGUCCUGUAGUUUGUAUUUGGUAUUUCAGUACAUGGAGCAUGAUUUGGCUGGUCUUGCAGCAAGUCCAAUAGUAAAGUUUACAGAGCCACAGGUUAAAUGUUACAUGUAUCAAUUACUCUCUGGUCUCGAGCACUGUCACAAUCGUGGAGUGCUUCACCGUGAUAUUAAGGGGUCAAAUCUUCUUAUUGAUGAUGGAGGAGUACUUAAGAUUGCUGAUUUCGGACUGGCUACGUUCUUUGAUCCAAACCGCAAGCAUCCCAUGACCAGUCGGGUGGUUACUCUUUGGUAUCGAGCCCCUGAGCUUCUUCUUGGGGCUACCGAUUAUGGUGUUGGUGUGGACCUUUGGAGUGCAGGAUGCAUUUUAGCUGAGCUCUUGGCUGGGAAGCCUAUUAUGCCUGGUAGAACGGAGGUAGAGCAACUGCAUAAAAUAUACAAGUUAUGUGGUUCACCAUCAGAUGAAUACUGGAAAAAAUCAAAGUUGCCUAAUGCAACCUUAUUUAAACCUCGAGAGCCUUAUAAAAGAUGCAUAAAAGACACAUUUAAAGAUUUCCCACCAUCAUCGCUGCCCCUCAUUGACACUCUACUUGCAAUUGAUCCAGCAGAACGUCUGACUGCCACUGCUGCAUUAAGAAGUGAAUUCUUCACAACAGAACCUUAUGCUUGUGAACCUUCUAGCCUUCCAAAAUACCCGCCCAGUAAAGAGAUGGAUGCAAAACGACGGGAUGAUGAAGCUCGGAGACUCAGAGCUGCUGGUAAAGCCCAGGGUGAUGGUGCAAGGAAGACUCGGACACGCGAUCGUGCAAGGGCAAUUCCUGCUCCAGAAGCAAAUGCUGAGCUUCAGUCUAAUCUUGAUCAGAGAAGGCGCCUAAUAACUCAUGCAAAUGCAAAGAGCAAAAGUGAAAAGUUCCCCCCACCACACCAAGAUGGAGCACUUGGCUUUCCUUUAGGAGCAUCGCAUCACAUUGAUCCUGCAUUUGUUCCUCCUGAUGUCCCCUUCAGUACUACAUCAUUCACUUAUUCGAAAGAACCAAUACAAACUUGGUCAGGUCCAUUGGUUGACUCUGCCAGCAUGGGUGCUCCAAGGCGAAAGAAGAAUGUUGCAGGUGAUUUACACGAGCCAUCUAAACUUCCAACAGGAUCCCAAAAAGACAAAAGUGGUGACACCCGGGUUAAAGGAAAGAGAAGCAUACUUUAAACUCUCAGUUCAUACAUACGAACGAGAUUUAUGAAAGCAGUCGAUUGCAUUUGAUGACAGUGUCACUGACGCUUACUGCUACUCGAUGCAAUUAUAUUUAAUAGGUUCUUGUUUGUUUUUCUCAUAGAAGCAUGUAUUGUUUUGUUAAAAAUGUAUCCAAGGGUUGAAAUCAAUUUUUCUGUAUUUUUUUUCCUUCUACCUUUUUAUUCUUUUUACCCCCCAAAGAAGCUCUCUAAUUUGUUGGGACCCUGAGGAUAAGUUUCCACUGUUAUGUAUAUUUCUAUUUCUCAGUUCUUAAAGCUUCUUGUGUUCCAAACUGUACACUGUUUAGAUUAAUGGAGACCGGAGAACAUAAGAAAAAAAAAUUUCUAAUAAA